Molecule: messenger RNA, 1118 nt
Organism: Sinocyclocheilus rhinocerous
Lineage: Eukaryota; Metazoa; Chordata; Actinopteri; Cypriniformes; Cyprinidae
Product: lipoma HMGIC fusion partner-like 2 protein
Exons: 3
Coding region: 434-1099 (221 amino acids)
Cellular component (GO): membrane
Source: RefSeq, a predicted model, not a curated record
CCUGAUAUUGCUUUGAGACUAGCACCGAACUAUGAAUCGUGGUCUCUAAACGAUGCCAUAUUGUAUGUUUUCCAUGUAUUCCAGAGCUCUGAUUGUGAAGCUGAACGUUUCUCCUGUGGCUCUUCCCUUCUGGCUCGUGUCGUGUAGCGUCAGAACAGAAGAGAUCCGCUCAGCCACAUCAGGAAGUUAAACACUAACGUUAAUCAGCGAACAGACCGUUAAUUCACCGCCGUUAAGAUUUGAUCAUUCGGUGUCAGUACAUGGAUAGUCUCAGGAUGGUCCUAGAGCUCAGGAGUUCUUCUGUGGUGCUGUUUGAAGAGAUCUGGUGCUGAUUCAGCUGUGAUUACAACACCAAUGGACCUUCACUGACGUGCCUUAGCUGCUGCUUGAAUAAACCGUUUCCUCUCAAGUACUGGCAUACAGGUUCUGCAGAAUGUGUCACGUCAUAGUCACAUGCCGCUCUAUGUUAUGGACCUUGAUGAGCAUUGUGGUGGCAUUUGCUGAGAUGGUGGCAUUUAUGAGCGCCGAAUGGCUAGUGGGAUAUCCAGAUGGUUCUGAGUUCAACUUCACCGUCACUGCUUCACACCGCAGCGACCAGCGCACCCUGGGUAUUUAUAACCGCUGCAUCAAGGUGGCACAGCAGAAGGUGCUCCAGUGUGGGCCCUACGCUACAGACUUCAUGGAAAUAGCCAGUGGCUUCUGGCAAGCCACUGUUAUAUUUCUAGUCAUCGCAAUCUUUCUCCUAUCUGUAGUGGGCAUCCUUUCGGUUUUCAGCAUGUGCUUCCAGAGUAUCUUGAAGAAGAGCAUAUUCAAUGUGUGUGGCCUGCUUCAGGGAAUAGCAGGUCUAUUCCUCAUCUUAGGUCUGAUGCUCUAUCCUGCAGGCUGGGGCUCUAAGAAGGUGGUUGACUACUGCGGUCCGGAUGCUUCCCCAUAUAAAGUGGGCCUGUGUUCUCUGGGCUGGGCUUUCUACACAGCCAUAGGAGGCACUGUUCUCACUUUCAUUUGUGCCAUGUUUUCCGCCCAGGCUGAGAUCGCCACCUCCAGCGACAAGGUGCAGGAUGAGAUUGAAGAGGGACGGAGUCUCAUUUGUGUGCUGUGAGAUGUGAACACAAACCACU